Messenger RNA from Xylaria bambusicola, 837 nucleotides. RefSeq names its product putative aromatic ring-opening dioxygenase LigB subunit. The transcript is spliced from 3 exons. The record is from RefSeq and is a predicted model, not a curated record. The coding region runs from base 1 to 837 and encodes 278 amino acids. Gene Ontology annotation, molecular function: zinc ion binding; ferrous iron binding; oxidoreductase activity, acting on single donors with incorporation of molecular oxygen. NCBI's taxonomy places the organism in Eukaryota, Fungi, Ascomycota, Sordariomycetes, Xylariales, Xylariaceae.
AUGUCUAACCCGUCGCCUUCAGCUCAUCGGAUGCCCGUCUACUUCCUCGGCAUAGGCGGCCCCAACUUCAUGGAAAACCAGAACCACCCCGCCUAUCUCAAACUGGGUGAGACUGGGUUAGAAAUCACAACCAAGGUAAAACCCAAGGCGGUGGUUGUCUUCUCUGCUCACUGGCAAGACGGGCCUAGCAGGGUAAGUAUCAACGCUGCUGAAAACGCCAAAUUGAUAUAUGACUUCUACGGCUUCCCUCCACAUUAUUACGAGUACAAAUAUCCGAGCAAAGGAAGCCCGGAGAUUGCCGAGAAAGUUGCUCAGAAACUAUCUGGGGCCGGCAUACAAGUUGAGAAAGUCAAGAGAGGCUUGGACCAUGGUGUAUGGGUCGGGUUUCUAGCUGCGUUCGACCCUAAACGCAACCCCCUGAACGUCCCAAUUGUUCAAGUCUCUUUAUUCAACAAUGAGGACUCAGGCCUCCAUUACCGCAUGGGCCAGGCUCUCGAAGGUCUCCGAGACGAAGGAAUUCUCAUUAUCGGCGCAGGAAUGGCCGCUCAUAACCUGCAGGAUUACAGGGUUAAUCGAGGCAGCACCAAGCCCAUGCCAUACUCCAUCAGUUUUGACGAUGCCUUGGAAGCAGCUGUUUCCUCGAAGCCGGAAGACCGUAGGACGGCAAUGUCGGCCUUGAUGAGACGCAGCGAUGCGAGACAGGCGCAUCCAACGGUGGAGCACAUCCUGCCUGUUCAUGUAGUUGCGGGUGCUGCUGGUGCUGAUGUUGGUGAACGCUUGUGGACUAUGCCCGAGGGGCCCUUGAACUGGGCGCAAUAUCGAUUUGGAAAAGUUUAA